Parastagonospora nodorum SN15 is the source of this 567-nucleotide messenger RNA. RefSeq lists its product as hypothetical. The transcript has 2 exons. The record is from RefSeq and is a predicted model, not a curated record. NCBI's taxonomy places the organism in Eukaryota, Fungi, Ascomycota, Dothideomycetes, Pleosporales, Phaeosphaeriaceae. The coding region runs from base 1 to 567 and encodes 188 amino acids.
AUGGGUGGGGACUGCCAUCAGAUGGGACACGCAGGUGAACAAGAUGGUGGUCCCUUCCAGGAAGAGAUGCUCUUAGUUUCAGGAGAGAGCAUAGUGGUAUUUGGCAUGGGUGGUGCAGGUCGGUGUCUGGCACAAGUGCAGCGUGUUAUAUCAGUACAAAAGCUUGCGGCUAUUCCGGUGGUUCUGAGCAGAAAGAUCUGGCGUGUCGAGACACAGCCCCAGUUUUCGUUGAUUCUCGAAUACGACUCAUAUCAGCACAGCAAGGCGUCUAAGGAUGUCUGCUUGGAUUUUGGGCAUCUCGAUCAGGAGCACAAAAUCCAGGACGGGCCGAUAUUUGUGUCACACACUGCAUCUGGCCGUCCCGAGGUCGCGUUUGGAACCAUAGAGCUGGUAUUGUAUUCAAUGCCCAUCCACCAAUGUGGCCUGCGCACAUACGACGAACUCGAUAUUGCGUUCACACAGAGCGUCCUAGUGUGGGCGCCAAAGUUUUGUGAUACUGCUGCACAGCAAGGCAAUAUUAAGCUACCACACUAUCGGAUUUGGACGCGCACUUUUCCGAGUCGCUGA